This is a messenger RNA of Peniophora sp. CBMAI 1063, 207 nucleotides long. The record is from the annotation of a GenBank genome assembly. NCBI's taxonomy places the organism in Eukaryota, Fungi, Basidiomycota, Agaricomycetes, Russulales, Peniophoraceae.
AUGCUGUCGCGGCGAUUCCUCACUGUGCCCGUUCUGGGCGAAGCCGAGCUCCUUGUCGCACUCGACGAGCUUCAAGUGGCCAUGGCUCACUUCGCGCCUUUUUCUGCGCUCAUAAGAUUAUCAGCUCGGGCGCAUACAGCAGAAGCGGAUCGCUGUAUAGCUCGCACUCACGUAUCAACUUCGGACUUUAGCAACAUUCUUUGUUAG